AAUUAAAUAUUGUAAUAUGAUUGAAAAUGAGUUACAAAUUACGAUUGGUGGAUUACCAAAAAUGUUCUCUAUUUACAAGCUUACAAGACUAUUGAAUCGACAUACCAACUCGUGGGAGUUAGAAAAUCUAAUACCUUUGGAAGACCACAUAAUAGCAAAUAUUCGUUGUGAAACCAACGAGUCAUAUGAAUGUUUACUUAAGCUACCUGAGAAUGUAAACUCUUCACUUUCUACUAUACGUGUCUAUAAUGCAUCGCUAACUAGCGAUUACGUCGAACAAAAUAGUCCCUACACUGCACCCAGUGAUAGCAUUUUAAAAUUGAACUCGGAUUGCUUGCGCCUCAUCUUUGUAAAAUGCAGUCUGCGGGAACAAAUCACGUUGGCCAAGGUGUGUCGUAAUUUUCACAAGAUUAUAAUGGACAUUUUUAGUAAGCGAUUUCAUGAAUUAAUUUUUUCCGACGCCUUCUUUACGAAAGGUUUGGGACUAAGCGACCAAGAAAUUUGGGACCUUAGUAUACUAAGCGGUCCAUACGUACGUACAUUAGAAUUUAGCAGUGCAUUUUCGUUGCAAUUCUUAAGAGUAUGCAGCGAAAAUCUAAUAAAUAAUAUGAGACCAAAUGCCAAACGUGAAAUUAACAUCUGGAUGUGUAAACAUUUAGUACAUUUUCCGCAAAUGCGAACAUUUAAAGUACUAGGAGGCCUGUUGCUUGAUUUUACUGUAGGCCAAUUGGCACGCUAUUGUCCCGAGGUGCGUGAAUUUCUAGUAUUAGAUCCAAAUAAUGUAUAUGUACUUGGUAAAAACUUUCAUUUAUUACGUAAAUUGGAAGUACUCGAUUUACCACUUUGUAUAAAUAUGUGUCGAGUGUAUAUACUAAAGGCGUGUAAAAAAUUGCAGUUGAAGUCAUUGAAUAUUGUCGAAGUUCGACGUCUGAUGUAUAUACCAUUUUUGAAACAGAUAUUCUCUCUGCAAUUCAAAACAUUGCGACAACUUUGGUUAACGGCUUACCCAAAUCAAUUAUUAAUACGGGCUAUUUUGACACUGCCACAUUUGGAAACUUUGAAAUUUUAUUGGCCAAAUGAGCAUCUUAACUUCGAAAAAAUGUUAUUUAAAGAACUUUUUCUUCAACGCCGAGAUUCAUUGUACUCACUGUGUUGGGAGACUGAGCCACCGUUUAUGAUUAACGAAUCGUUCGUUGAAUGGAAACCGACCGAAAAAGAGAGAAGAUGCGAGGUAUAUGCUAUGAAGGGAAGUCCUUGGAAAUGUUUUGAACGUUAUGCAGAGUGGAUAGAACUCAUACACGGUUGCACCGUAAUAGAAACAAUGACCUUCCGCUAUAGUCGUAUUUUGUCGAAUGAACAUGUUUUAGCACUACCAAAUAUUUGUAGGACAUUGAAAACUAUUCACAUGGUUGGCUGUUGCCAAGAGUCCGAUCAAGUUCUCUUGCAUUCUUGGCAUGCGCCAACGAGACCCACCUGUGAGUUGCGCAUUGAAGGCUUAAACUGGAUUGAGGUGGAGGAAUUGAAAAGGAAAGAGCUUGGUUCUGGAAAAGAUGGCAAAACGGUUUAUCGCAGUAUCUUAUGUAAAUUCAAAAAUUCAAUCAACCAAAGGCUCAGCUGAAAAUACUUCAAAAUGCGUCGCUUCUCUGCAGUUCACAAGUGUUUUUCAGCUUCAUCUAUUUUACUUAGUUGCAAUGCGAAAGGAUUUAAGCAGCAGAUGAAGAACCUUUAGCUAUAGUAGGUGUAUUUUAGAACGUGAAACAU
Molecule: messenger RNA, 1761 nt
Organism: Bactrocera tryoni
Lineage: Eukaryota; Metazoa; Arthropoda; Insecta; Diptera; Tephritidae
Exons: 4
Coding region: 17-1618 (533 amino acids)
Molecular function (GO): protein binding
Source: RefSeq, a predicted model, not a curated record